AUGCGUUUCUCCGCCGUUCUCGCCAUCUUCGCUGCUUCCUACGCCGCUGCCAUGCCCGUAGAUGCCAAGCCAGACGCUGGCAAGGGCGGAGACAUUGCCGCCUGCGAAACGAAAGCAGCUGCUGAUCAGGUUGCCUGUAUCAAUGGCUGCGCCAAGGACGCUGCAUGUAUCACUGCUUGCACUUCGGUGGCCGUGCAGCAGUACACCUCAUGCGCCGGUGUAUAA
Colletotrichum chrysophilum is the source of this 225-nucleotide messenger RNA. RefSeq lists its product as uncharacterized. The record is from RefSeq and is a predicted model, not a curated record. Lineage: Eukaryota; Fungi; Ascomycota; Sordariomycetes; Glomerellales; Glomerellaceae. The transcript is spliced from 2 exons. The coding region runs from base 1 to 225 and encodes 74 amino acids.